GGGGUCCGAUGCAUAUCUUAUCUUCCUCCCGAACCUUACCAGUGGUUAAACCGAGCCGUUGAGUUUUCGAAAGCGUUCCAUCUCCUAGACUGUGUGGGAAUGCCGUUCGACUCCACCGUAACAUGAAAUUCUGCCGGCCUCACUUCUUCCGUCAUACGUAUAACAUGUGGCUGAGGGGCGGCCCGGGGAAGGCCCCGGGGAUUCAGAAGAGGCUGGAUCUCAUCAGGGAAGAUACACCUGAUCUCAGCCGACUCAAAAUCGACGAGAAAGUCUUCGACGACCUCGAGGCGGAUCUCAACAACUCCGAAGCCCUUGCAGACCAUCAUAUUAGUGACCUGAACAGAAUACGCAAGAAAAUUGAGUUCAAUCAGAUUGAAAGGAAAUAUUUUGGUGUUAAUAAAAAACCCAAUAUGCUCACAUGGUCUGAGAAGGAGCAGAUACGCCAUUUAAACCACAUAGAUCCUGAAAUCUGGACACCUGAAAAACUCGCAGAUAGUUUUCCUGCGACAAUUGAUGUCAUAAAAAAACUUAUUCGAUCUCAAUGGAUACCUCGAGACUUAAAAAGAGUAAAGAAACAUGACAAAGCGGUUUCUGCAAACUGGAAAGCUUUUGAGACUGGUAGAUUAAAUCUUCCUGAAAAUUUGAAAGAGCAUUUUAGCAAGUUUACUUCGAGAAGAAAGAUUGUUCUUGCAAAUGAAACACCUGAGAGUCUAGAGUUGACUGAAACUGCAAGUUGUUCAGAUGAGGAAGGGGAAUGGUCUAGAAUAGUCGCAAAGUGCCAAAACGAGUCAACAAGCAAAAGAGAAAACCAUCCUCUCACUCUCUCUCCUUCUGGCAAGUCAGAAACUUACGUUUUGGGAGGGCAUAAAAGAGGACGACACACCGAAUUGAUGACAUUGGCUGAAGUUAAAAAAACUCAGAGCCUCAGUGAUACUGAUGACAGGGCUCCUUUUGACAGAGCUUUCAUCAUGCAUUGUAUCGAGUCAAGACUUGUCGCUAAAGAGAGGCAUUCUGCAAUUAUAAACUCGAAUUAUGUGCCCAGUCUAAAGAUGUCACAGUCGUCAAGCGGUACUUUCAGCAGUGAGAAGCUGAAAGAAGAGAAAAUUCAAAUGACUAUCAACAUCCCUAAAAACAAAUGGAAAAAAGGUGCAAUAUAUCGAGUCAAUAACUGCUACUACUCCGACGAAGGCAAGUUUCUUUACAAAGCAGUUUUUGGUCGCAAAACUUAAACAUUUUGUGCAAUUCAGUAGAAAAUUUUCAAGUUUUUAAAACAUCCGAGUACUAUGCAUGCAUGUCAUGUAUAGAAUUGGCUUUUUCUACAAUAUUUUAAUAUGUGUAUGUUUUCACUAUGUAACUAGUAUGUGUGUUUCAAGUUCCUUCAUGUGUGUAUGUAGGAUUCUUCAAAAAUUUGUCAUAGUUACUUAAUGGUUGUAAUCUGAUUUUUAUUCAAAAUAUAACAUUUGUGGUCUGAGUGUCA
This is a messenger RNA of Cimex lectularius (bed bug), 1477 nucleotides long. RefSeq lists its product as uncharacterized. The record is from RefSeq and is a predicted model, not a curated record. The transcript has 4 exons. Bases 123 to 1229 code for a protein of 368 amino acids. Lineage: Eukaryota; Metazoa; Arthropoda; Insecta; Hemiptera; Cimicidae. Gene Ontology annotation, cellular component: nucleus.